This is a messenger RNA of Suillus fuscotomentosus, 944 nucleotides long. RefSeq lists its product as uncharacterized. Gene Ontology annotation, molecular function: metal ion binding. Bases 249 to 818 code for a protein of 189 amino acids. NCBI's taxonomy places the organism in Eukaryota, Fungi, Basidiomycota, Agaricomycetes, Boletales, Suillaceae. The record is from RefSeq and is a predicted model, not a curated record. The transcript has 4 exons.
AGACAGAACGCAGUUGGCCCACUCGGGCAUCUCCAUCGUAUCCUCACGUCGUUUGUUGUAUUACGCUCUUGUUUGUGUCGCUAAAUCUUGCUUGCCUGUGUAGAGUCUAGUGGUGUUGUAGGAGGUUGUAAGAUGUUCCCACGCUUUGCUGUAGUGUUACGCGUCGCGGCUAGUAUGUAUGCCUUAUUAUACGGAUACAUUGAUUGCAUUCGUUUCCCAUCUCCCUUCUAGUUGUGAACCAGAUCAUCAUGGAGCAUCCUCAGUCUUCUAUGGAUAUCACGGUUGCGGAUUUGCGUGCAAUGCUUGAAGGCAGAUCUCACCUUCCCUCUCGCAAACGGAUACAAGAACUCAUUACAAGUCUCCCUAAGAUAUCAGAAACCGAGCUUAAAGACCUGGGACAUUCUGAGUCUGUUUGCCCCAUAUGCUUUAAUACGUUCUUGGCCGUCCUGGCUGAAGAGGAAAUGGCGCUCGUAAUGGACUCCCCUGCGCACCCGGUAGAGGAGCUGGGAGUGACCAGGCUCCACGAAACAUGCGGGCAUAUAUUCUGUCGAAGAGAUAUCACGAAAUGGAUACAAGACGGUCGCGAGUCUUGCCCCACUUGUCGCAGAGCUUUUUUCGCGAACACGGCUAAUAGUGACCAGCGUGAGACGGAUCAGUCUUCUCUGCUAGAAGAUUUUACCGAGAGCUCAAUGGUUGCCAGAGGGUCUGACGGCGCAGGCUUACUGCCCAUUCUGGGCGUACCCUCGAUGGCGAUAGGUAGACAUCUAUUUGCCCAACAACGGGAAAGCCGAAACGAAUUUUCUGGGAUGUACUCGUAGCUUUAUAUUACAUACAUCUCCUGCUCAAAUUAAGACUAAGCCCGCCCUUCAUUAUUGAAUAUUGAAUAACCAUCCAUCUACUACUCUUUUGACAGACAGGCUAAUUUAAUAAAAACGAGUGAGGCA